AUGGCGGAUGCCGCCUACCUGAUGCGGGACACGGCACCCGGCGAGGCGCCACGCGAGAAGGGGACCGGCCGGCCCGGCCGGCGGCGCGGCCCGCCUGGCGGCGGUACUCGCGCCAUGCUCCUCCUCCUGGUGCUAGCCUUCUUCGCGGCGCUGCUCUACAUGGACCCCGUGUACCCCAGCACGGUGCAGCAGCUGCACCUGCACCUGCGCCUGCCGCAAGUGUCGCAGAACGUGGAGCUGAAGCUGGGGGAGGCCGGCCUGCUGGCCGAGGACAGCGUGCAGCGAGCACUUGCAGCAGCCGUCAGCGGCUCCAGCGCCAGCACCCUGUCAUUCGAGGUGUGCAGCGGCUUUGCCCACCAGCGCGUGGACAUCGUGACAGGCCUGAUCCUCGCCGUGGAGCUCAACCGCACCAUGGUGCUUCCGCGCCUGCUGCUGGAUGGCAGCCAGCCCACCGACGCCCAGGACAGCGAAGACGGGUUUGCUGGCUCUGUCGAGUUUGGGGAGAUGUUUGAUGUGGAGACCUUUACCAGCCGCCUGCAAACCCUGGGUGUGCGCACUGCACUCGGCCCGCCCCCCUCCUCCAAAACUUCGGCCGGGCGGCUGGCCGACUUUGACAGUGUGCAGGCGCUUGGCAGUUUCUAUGCCUCUAAGCAGCACCUCAGGCUGGACUGCCCAGCAUUCCGGGUGCCCGCUGACUUAAUUGUCAAGCACGAGAGCCUGGUGUUUGCGGCCAUGGACGCCAUGCAGCCAUCGCGGCCAUUGCUGGAUAUCAUCAGCAGGGCUGAGGAGCAGCUUCGCAGCAUGAGCAAUACCGGGGCCUUCAACAUUCUCCACCUGAGGGCCGAGGACGAGUGGCUCUUGCAUUGCACCAACUGGGAGAGCAUCGGCGACGGGAUUGUACGCAACAACUGCUUGAACAACACUGCAAGAGUCGGGAAUCAGCUGCGGCUUCAUCGCAUCGACCGGCAGGUGCCACUCUUGCUAUCCAUCAACAAAAUUGAUAUCAGCAACGAUUUAGUUCGGCAAUCAAUGCAAAACCUUGAGGCUCACAGCUACCAGGUGGUUCUGCGUGACGCAGUCUUUGAGCAUGACCUUAAACUGCCUGGCCUCUCACGGGAGGAAAUUGCACUGGUUGAUUACUACCUGGCGCUCGGCUGCCAGCAGUUUGUGGGCAACAGCGUAUCUGUGUUCAGUGCGCUGCUCAUUAUGGAGCGUUGGCAUGCGGGGCGGUUUGCCACUUAUUACAAUGGCGGCAACAUCCCGCUGGAGGCCUUCAUGCCGCUGUACCAGAUGCCCUGGGUGUUCACGUACAACGAUUGGUCGGCGGGCACCGAGUAUGAUUAUAUGGUGAAGGCGGCUGUGACCUCUGGCAUCGAGGUGGCCCGCAUGAAGCCGUACUGCAUGUACAGCGGCAGCACGUCUGCGGAGAUGUACCAAUGGUUCCUCAGCAAAGGAGUCACCAUCAUCCAGCACGAGCCAGCGUGGCGGGAUGCCCUGAUCAAGGAGGGGGCACGCCACAAGGAGCAGAACCUGGUACACUCCCACCUCUACAAGACCGGGGGCACCCUGGUGGGCACCUUCCAGCGCAUCGACAUCCCCAUCCUGCGCCAGUUUGACCAGUACAACUAUGUGCUGUUCACAGACUGCGAUGUUUACUUCCGCCAGCAGAUGAAGCUGGUGGACUGGGGCACGCCGCUGCCCACGGCCGUGGGCAUGGGCUUUGAGGGGCAGGACAUUUUCCCCUACAAUGCCGGCAUCAUGCUGAUGAACAUGCCGUACAUGCGCAAGACCAACAAGAAGUUUCUGAACUGGAUCGUCUCACAGAGGAAUGGGCUGUACUACCCAGGAUAUGGGCCGCUUGACCAAGGUGCUCUGAACCAGUUUUAUGAGAAACAGGUCAAGGGCCUGCCGAUCAGCAAGAACUUCAACGCAAUGAUGUUCCACCAGUUCAGGCCUGAUGCGCGCAUCGUGCACAUGAACGGGCCCAAGCCCAACCACUACCUGGAGUGGCUGGAGAAGGGAGUCUGCGCAUUUGGCGACAUGUGCAAAAUGGGCGUCAGCAAUGGCGUGUGCCAGUACAUCGCCGAGUACCUCCAGUUUACGCCGGACUGGGAAAUUCCCGCCGAGCUGCACAAGCUGUGCAGCAGCGGCGCAGCAGCCAAGCAGGUGCCAGUGCAGCGAGCAGCAGCUGUCACGCAGCAGAAGGGCAUACACGUGGCCAGGCUGCAGCAACCGACAACCCAGCUUGCAGUUGUGCGCCAAGAAGAGGAGGACGAGGAUGCCGACUUGGAGGAGGUGGAGGAGGCGAUGCAGGAGGAUGAGGAUGAGCAGGAAGUGGUGGUCAGGGCCUUGGCUGUGUCCCUCGUUGCGGUGCUACUGAUGUGGGCCCGGUACCAGCAGACCAUCAGUUUGAGCGGCGCCGCCAAGGGUCGGUUGCAGUCCAGGUCUGGAGGGCAUGGCACUGCCACUGGCCAAGCCAACACGGCGUCAUCGCUGCAGCCUGCGGAGAAUGCAUUCACAAUGCAGUUUGAAGUCUGCAACGGCUUCACCAAUCAGCGCAUCGCCCUAUUGUCAGGGCUGGUGCUGGCAGCAGCAGCGAAGCGCAGCGUUGUACUGCCCGAGUUCUUGUUGAAUGGAAUGCAGCCUGACGACAUGAAGACCGUGACGGCAGACAAAGCUGAAACCGUGCCGUUCCGGAUUGCCUGCCCUGCAUUCCGCUUACCGGGUGCACUUGUCAAGAAGCAUGGGGCGCUGUUGCAUGCAGCCGUCGAGGGGCUGCGGCCCUCUGAUCGCUUCCAAUCCAUCAUAGCAGCCUGGCGGCAGCAGAUCGAGGCCAAGUCGGGGUCGAUAGCUUACAACCUGAUCCACCUGCGUGUGGAGAAGGAUUGGUUUGCGCUCUGCAAGAUGUGGGAAAACCCAAGCGAGGGGCGGAACAACUGCAUGAACAACACUGCCACAGUUGGCAAGCAGCUACAGAAGCACGGGUUUGAGCCACAGGUCCCCGUGGUGGUGGUGACAUCUUUCCCAGAUGCCGUCCCUAAUGCGCUGGACACCUCGCUGAAGUCCAUCAAGUCCAGCAAGUACAAUGUGGUGCUGGGCAGCGAGCUUGUGCAGUUGGGAGAGGAACUGUCGCGGGAAGAGAAUGCGCUGGUGGACUACUACCUUGGGCUGGAGGCUGAGAAGUUCACGGGCAACUCGGUGUCGACCUUCACAGCCUUCCUCAUUCUAGAGCGCCGUUGGCUGGACAGGCAAUCGGCGCAUUACAACGGCGGCAACAUUCCGCUUAAUUCAUUUUUCCCAUUCUUUUGAGAAAUGUGUAAACCCAGGCAACAGG
This is a messenger RNA of Chlorella variabilis, 3334 nucleotides long. RefSeq lists its product as hypothetical. The coding region runs from base 1 to 3309 and encodes 1102 amino acids. NCBI's taxonomy places the organism in Eukaryota, Viridiplantae, Chlorophyta, Trebouxiophyceae, Chlorellales, Chlorellaceae. The record is from RefSeq and is a predicted model, not a curated record. The transcript is spliced from 23 exons. Gene Ontology annotation, biological process: pollen-pistil interaction.